AUGGCUGGAGACAAAGUCCUCGUCCUCUGCGCUACAGGCCCUGCCGGGAUUGUCCUGCUACGUGAGCUGCUGCACCGCAAACAUCCAACAAUUGCCUAUGUUGUUCAGGGUACAAUGGAGGAUACUGCGUCGUUAAGCGAAGUGAUUGCUAGAGCAUAUAUCAUUGUAUCCCUCCUCGGCCCCAAUGACAUGCGGGGGCCUAUGCCAUAUCCCGAUUACUAUUCGUCGAUGUUUCCACUAAUGCGGGAGCACAACGUCAAGCGCAUCCUGGGCAUGUGCACUCCAGCCGUCGCUGAUCCCAGAGACAAUUUCAGCAUGCUUGUCAAUAUCUUCAUACAACGAAUCGUUCAAUUGCUCGCACCCAGUGCAUAUCAAUGCAUGCAAACCAUUGCGCGGGUCUUCCGUGAAGAAGCUCAAGAGCUAGACUGGACUCUUUUCCGUAUCACGGCCAUACCUGGCAACGCUGAUAAUGAAAGCUGGGCAAUGGACCGCGUACAUUCCACCUAUGUUGGCUACGUUGGGGACAAAGGCUGGAAGUACUGGACGAAUCGGAGCGGACUCGCACGAUGGCUGGUUGAUACAGUGGAGCAAGGGCAAUGAAUGUGGAUUGGGCAGCUUCCUGCUGUUAGUGACCUCACCACCACCCAUUAAGUGAGGAAUUCGGAGUAGGGGCCGGGGGCAAUGAAACGGUCAAGUGGUCAAUUAUCGAAGCGACGUACGGAUGAUUGUUGUAACUGCUUUCUGCUGCUG
Aspergillus novofumigatus IBT 16806 is the source of this 750-nucleotide messenger RNA. RefSeq lists its product as uncharacterized. Lineage: Eukaryota; Fungi; Ascomycota; Eurotiomycetes; Eurotiales; Aspergillaceae. The coding region runs from base 1 to 600 and encodes 199 amino acids. The transcript is spliced from 3 exons. The record is from RefSeq and is a predicted model, not a curated record.